Gastrolobium bilobum is the source of this 5252-nucleotide messenger RNA. RefSeq lists its product as uncharacterized. Gene Ontology annotation, cellular component: catalytic step 2 spliceosome. Bases 120 to 4718 code for a protein of 1532 amino acids. Gene Ontology annotation, biological process: mRNA splicing, via spliceosome. The record is from RefSeq and is a predicted model, not a curated record. NCBI's taxonomy places the organism in Eukaryota, Viridiplantae, Streptophyta, Magnoliopsida, Fabales, Fabaceae. The transcript is spliced from 14 exons. Gene Ontology annotation, molecular function: helicase activity; mRNA binding.
AAAGCAAAGAGCAUUUUUCAUCAUAAGAAAGUUUGAGGGUUUUCAGAAUUGUUAUAACAUUAGGGUUUAGGGUUUAUGUGAGGCUCUUCCAGUAGCAGACAAAGCUUUUGAAUCUGGUGAUGACGAAGGUUCACGGGACAGGGGUGUACGAUUUCCGGCGUCACAGAGUGGCGGAGUACCCGGUGGCGUCGUCGUCGUCGUCGGCGGAGUCGAAUCAAAAGGCAAGUGUUUCGAGCACAAUCACUGUCUCUGAGAUUCAGCGUGACCGUCUCACGAAGAUUGCAGAGGCUAACUGGUUGAAAACCGGUGAUGCGGAAAGGACCAAGAAGCCCUUCGACCCUGACCUGGUUCAGAAAAUUUACGAAACUGAAUUGUUGGUGAAAGAGGGUCAGGGUGACAAACCUGUUCCAUUGCAGAGGGUGAUGAUCCUUGAGGUUAGUCAGUAUCUGGAGAAUUACCUUUGGCCUAAUUUCGACCCUCUCACUGCUUCAUUCGAGCAUGUUAUGUCCAUCAUCCUCAUGGUCAACGAGAAGUUCCGAGAGAAUGUUGCAGCUUGGGUUUGCUUCUAUGAUAGGAAAGAUGUUUUCAAAGGGUUUCUUGAGAGGGUUCUUCGCCUAAAGGAACAGGGAAGAGAACUGAGUAUAGCCGAGAAGACAAAUUACCUAGUUUUCAUGAUAAAUGCCUUUCAGAGUUUGGAAGAUGAGGUUGUUAGCAACACAGUCUUGAGACUAGCUAGUUUGAAAUCCUGGUACAGUUUGUCUCAUGGUCGUUUCCAGAUGGAGCUUUGCCUUAAUCCGGGUUUGAUCAAGAAAUGGAAAAGGAUGACGAGGAAGGAACCCGUGAAAGGAGGACAGCAUUUAGAUCCCUCAACUACUCUUGAAGUGAUGUUCUUGAGAAACCUCAUAGAAGAAUUUCUGAAGAUACUGGAUUCACAGGUUUUUCCCCGGAGACAGGUAUCUGGUGAGGAUGAUGAACUUAUUGAUGCUACUGGUUCAGGACUAGUUAAUGAUGCUUGUGUCCUUUAUUGUGAGAGGUUUAUGGAAUUUCUUAUUGACCUCUUGAGUCAGUUGCCAACGAGGAGGUAUUUAAGGCCUCUAGUGGCUGAUGUAGCUGUAGUUGCCAAAUGCCAUUUGAGUGCACUCUAUAGGCAUGAAAAGGGGAAACUUUUUGCCCAGUUGGUUGAUUUAUUACAAUUCUAUGAGGGAUUUGAGAUUAAUGAUCAUACUGGCACACAGUUAACAGAUCAUGAAGUUCUUGAAUCUCAUUAUAGCCGACUGCAGUCAUUUCAGCUACUUGCAUUUAAAAAGAUGGGCAAGCUGCGGGAACUUGCUUUGACUAACAUUGGUUCUAUUCACAAGCGUGCAAGUCUAUCUAAGAAAUUGUCUGUUCUUUCUCUCGAGGAGUUAAGGAAUUUGGUUUGCUGUAAGCUCAAACUGGUCUGUAAGGAAGAUCCCUGGUCAGAGAGGGUUGAUUUUCUUAAUGAAGUAAUGGUAUCCUUUUUUGAGAAGCAACAAUCUCAAAAAGAAGCUAUCAAUGCUCUUCCUCUUUACCCAAACGAGCAGAUUAUGUGGGAUGAAAGUGUUGUACCAAGCAUAAAUUACUCAGGAGAAGGUUGUUUGGCUUUGCCAAAGCUUAACUUACAAUUCUUAACACUUCAUGAUUAUCUUCUUCGAAACUUUAAUCUCUUUCGACUUGAAUCAACAUAUGAGAUACGUGAGGACAUUCAGGAAGCUGUUCCACAUCUUCUUGCAUAUAUUAAUAUUGAUGGAGAAACUGCUUUUCGAGGUUGGUCAAGAAUGGGUGUGCCAAUUAAACAAUUGAAGAUCACUGAAGUAAAACAACCCAACAUAGGAGAAGUCAAGCCAUCAUCUGUGACUGCAGAAGUUACUUAUAGCAUUUCCAGCUAUAGAUCCCAGAUUAGAUCAGAAUGGGAUGCACUCAAAGAACAUGAUGUAUUGUUUUUACUAUCUAUUAACCCAUCAUUUGAGCCUCUUAGUCCAGAAGAAGAAGACAAAGCUAGUGUGCCUCAGAAGCUUGGCCUACAAUAUGUUCGAGGAUGUGAAAUUAUUGAGAUUCGUGAUGAAGAAGGAACCCUCAUGAAUGAUUUUUCUGGAAGGAUUAAAAGGGAUGAGUGGAAGCCACCAAAGGGGGAGCUGAGAACAAUAACUGUGGCUUUGGAUACAGCACAAUACUACAUGGAUGUCAAUAACAUUGCUGAGAAAGGGGCAGAAGAUGUUUAUGGUACAUUCAAUGUGUUGAUGAGGAGGAAGCCAAAAGAAAACAAUUUUAAAGCCAUCUUAGAAUCAAUAAGGGAUUUAAUGAAUGAAUACUGUAUUGUUCCUAAGUGGUUGGAAAACAUUUUUCUUGGUUAUGGAGAUCCUUCAGCAGCACAGUGGACUAAUAUGCCUGAUCUAUUGGAAACAGUUGAUUUCAAAGAUACUUUCAUAGAUGCUGAUCACUUGAAAGAAUGUUUUGUGGAUUAUGAGGUUUCUUUUGUUAAUCCUGAUGGCACAGAAAACUUGAAUCCAAGGCCUCCUUUUAAGAUCAAGCUUCCCCAAAAGCUCAAAGGAAACAAUGGUGCUCUUACUGUGAGUGCAGUGUCUACUAUUGGUGCAACAAAUGGUAUUGAUAUGGCUGAUGCUAUUCAUCAGAGAGAAACACUGAUUAUUGAGGCAUAUACUCCUCCUGACCCUGGCCCUUAUCCUCAAGAUCAGCCAAAACAAAAUUCAGUUAGAUUUACGCCCACUCAGGUUGAAGCAAUUAUCUCAGGCGUUCAGCCUGGCCUAACUAUGGUUGUGGGGCCACCUGGUACGGGAAAGACUGAUACAGCUGUUCAAAUUCUGAAUGUUCUUUAUCAUAAUUGUCCUUCUCAGAGAACCUUAAUAAUUACGCAUUCAAAUCAGGCUCUUAAUGACCUGUUUGAGAAGAUAAUGGAGAGAGAUGUACCUGCACGUUAUCUUCUCCGACUUGGUCAAGGAGAACAAGAGCUAGCAACUGAUCUUGAUUUUAGUCGGCAAGGUCGUGUUAAUGCAAUGCUGGUCAGACGGUUAGAACUGCUGAGCGAAGUGGAGAGGCUAGCAAGAUCACUUCAAUUGCCAGAGGAUGUGGCUUACACUUGUGAAACUGCAGGGUACUUUUGGUUGCUUCACAUUUAUUCACGCUGGGAGCUAUUUCUUGCUGCUUGUGCUGAUAAUAAAGAAAAGCCAACAUUUGUUCGAGAUCGUUUUCCCUUCAAAGAGUUCUUCUCUGACACACCACAUCCUGUGUUUACAGGCAAGUCUUUUGAGAAAGAUAUGCGGGCUGCUAUGGGAUGCUUUUGUCAUCUUAAGACUAUGUUUCAAGAACUUGAAGAAUGCCGGGCAUUCGAAUUACUCAAGUCAACAGCUGAGAGGGCUAACCACUUAAUGACCAAGCAGGCUAAGAUUGUAGCAAUGACUUGUACUCAUGCAGCUCUAAAGAGGAAAGAUUUCCUUCAGUUAGGUUUUAAGUAUGACAACUUGUUGAUGGAAGAAAGUGCCCAAAUUUUAGAAAUUGAGACUUUCAUUCCAAUGUUACUCCAGAGGCAGGAGGAUGGUCUUGCACGGCUUAAACGCUGCAUUCUGAUUGGUGAUCAUCACCAGUUGCCUCCUGUUGUGAAGAAUAUGGCUUUCCAAAAAUACAGCCACAUGGAUCAGAGUCUGUUUACUAGGUUUGUCCGUUUGGGCAUUCCUUACAUUGAGCUAAAUGCUCAGGGAAGAGCUAGGCCAAGUAUAGCUAAACUUUACAAUUGGAGAUACAGAGAUUUGGGAGACCUUCCUUAUCUAAAGGAGGCAGUCACAUUCCAGAGGGCAAAUGCUGGAUUUGCUUAUGAUUAUCAGUUAGUGGAUGUUCCAGAUUACCUUGGUAAGGGGGAGACAACUCCAUCUCCUUGGUUUUACCAAAAUGAGGGAGAAGCAGAAUAUGUUGUCAGUGUCUAUAUAUACAUGCGUCUGUUAGGGUAUCCUGCAAAUAAGAUAUCGAUUUUGACUACUUACAAUGGUCAGAAACUUCUCAUUCGUGAUGUUAUAAACAGGAGAUGUGUUCCAUAUGACUUCAUUGGUCCCCCAAGCAAGGUUUCUACAGUGGAUAAGUUUCAAGGACAGCAAAAUGAUUUUAUAUUGCUCUCUCUUGUGCGUACUCGAUUUGUUGGUCACCUACGUGAUGUAAGAAGAUUGGUGGUCGCCAUGUCACGUGCUCGGCUUGGUUUAUAUGUCUUUUGCCGCCGUUCUCUUUUUGAGCAAUGUUAUGAGCUGCAGCCUACAUUUCAGCUGCUUCUUAAAAGACCUGACCGCCUUGCCCUUAAUGUGAGCGAGACUACCUCAUAUACUGAACGGGUUGUUGAAGAUCCUGGAACUAGACAUGAUGUACAUCUUGUCAGUGGCAUCGAGGAGAUGGGUAGUAUCGUAGAUAGGCUUUAUCAGGAAAAGUUGAGACAUCAGUUUGAACAAAAUGGAUCUUAUUUAAGUCACCUAGAACCAUCAACAAAUACAGAUGAGGUGCAAAACAGGCAGCUGACUAUGGACAUUGAUGUUGCCGAACAAGCAGAAGAUAUGCCACAUGAAAACGAGGAAGCUACAACAGUUGAUAACCAUGUGGCUGGAGAUAAGCCACCUGAAAGUAGCAUGGAAGAUGUUACUAUGGUUGACAGCAGUACUAGUGUUGCAAACGGGAGCCCAACACUAGAGAAGCCCUUCAAAUGAGCAGACAUGUGUUAGAGGUGCCACAAGGUAUGCAAAUGAGCACUAGACUAUCUAUGCUGUCAUUGCACAUUUAUUUGUUUAUAAUUUUUUCCAGAGAUAUCCUUAGUUUGUGGGGAUUCCUAUGUCUUAGGUAAAUAUCUCCCAAAUUGACAAAGAUGUAGCAAUAGUAAAUGAGAUUUUGGAUGUUCUAAUGCAAAAGAUCAGGUAGAGGUUUUCAUGUCUUGUAUGUUCCUGUUAUAGUCAGUCCAUGGGAUUGAUUAUUAAUAUCGGGUGCCAAUACUUAAGGGGGUGUUUGGCUUGAGGCUUUUUACAACUUUCCUAUGCAAAUGUGCUGAGGCUCCUUGAAAUGUCGUGUUUGGUGAAGGGUGAUUUACUCAUAAACCCAUUCGUCUAAGAUGCAUUGGUUUUUAAAUUUUGGAACCGAAAAACAGCUUUAUGUACUAUUUGGAAAGCUUUUUCGGAGAUGGUUUUUUGUUAAAAAGCUGGUAAUCUCACUGUUCACUCAAAUUUUUUCACUAUAUACUACCUCCAACC